This is a messenger RNA of Amoebophrya sp. A25, 5860 nucleotides long. Lineage: Eukaryota; Dinophyceae; Syndiniales; Amoebophryaceae. The record is from the annotation of a GenBank genome assembly.
GGACGCCUCCCAGAUGGCGUGACAAAGAGUGGUCUACGUUCUUUCGAAGAUUGGAGAAGGCUAAUAUGUAUAAUAUGGAGUCUGCGGAUACUUCAUUAGAAAGCGAAAAGUGGGUUUCUAGGAUGUGGCGGGACUACGGAAGGGAGCCACCACAUGAGGAGGCCGCGCCGAAGAAACUGCCGCAGCUUGACCUCGUACCAGUUGGAAAAAAUGCAGCUAUUGGGCAGAGCAGUCGCAUGUUUCUUCUUUUGCCGCAGGAAGAUGAAGAUGUGGGAGAUGCCAGUAUUGCUGCUGGACGAAAUGUAGUUAGACUUGAACGUGGAGGAGGUGGGGCUGCAACGUGGUCAAAUAAUAACAGAGCAGGUGGAACCUCGGAUGUUGGUGGUAAAAUUAUGGAGACCGAUUUUACACUUGAUGCCCAUACUGAGUUAUACUUGCGAUCUUCGUCAGUGGAUUUUCAAACUAGGGCGAUUCAUCUAAAUACACGCCUACCCCGAGGAUAUCGAUAUCUUCCAGUUCCAGUUUCCCAUAGUACUUAUACCCAUCUAAUACUGAUGCUAACAAGCCACGAAAAAUGACCCCGCGUCUUGAUCUCUCGGUUCGCAUCCAUACUUGCCUCACCCGAAGAGGUUGCUCAGAAGCUGGGCAAAUCGCGACACACCUACGCAACGGCUUCAAGCGUUUACUCUUUGCAUCGUCCGAACGCAUUUAUCGUCGUCCAUUUGUCAAAAUUUUAGGCGCACCAGUAGCAGAUACGAAUUAUCACAGAGCAGGGGGGACGACUGACUUGCUGCAAGACGAAAAGUCUGAACGACAUUAUGGCGAGUUCCUAUUGAAUACUUGUAGAGACAUAGCAAUGGAAAAGAAGAAUCCUGUUGUAAAACCUCGCGCUCGACGUCGUACAUUUAACAUGUCUUGCUUCUAAGUGAUCGCUUGUUUUGUUAGUAGUAGUAAGAAAUGGGACACCAACACCAUGAUGAUGAUGAUGAUGAUAUUGUUCUUCGGACGAGUUUCUUUCCUGUUUCAGUCACAGGAGCAAACUUACCGUUACCACAUGCCUCCUAUGUAUUGUUCCUUCUAGAUGCCGUUGUAAGAAAGUGCAAGGCGCAAAGUUUGAAGACCUUGAGCAACGGAGCGAGAUCUUGCCUAUAAGCACAACCGGUGCAAACUGCGGAAAUUCCUUCACGGCGAGUUAUAUUCUACCAUAUACCUUUUAGUAGAAAUCGCACUGGCAUUGGCGAAAAAGAAAUCGUACUCUGCUCAGAUGGAUCGAAAAGGACGAUGAUUAAGGCAACAGCUACUAUUUUGAUUUCUUGUUCUAUUAGACUACGGGACUUCAUUAUCUAAGUACCUAGGCCAGCCUUUCAUCAUUAUUUCUCCUUUGAGUUAACGCAGGGAGAGUAUUUUUAAUUCCCACAAUGAAUACCCACCAACUACGUUCUCCUGUGUGUCACAGCGGCGCCGAGGCAUCCUAUUCUAUCGUCCUAUUCUACCCUAUGAUCCCAUCCUAUCCUAUCUCCUCCUUCCGUCUGCACUAAUCUAGACUAUUUGUCAGGCGCAAGUAUGAUGAAACAGUUGGAUGCUGCUUACAACGCGACCGCUGAAUGGGAUUAUUUACAAGAGGAGACACCGUUGAGGAGGAUCUCAUCGAAUUCAACAAUUCAGUUAAGGCUUGACACAAUUCAUUUCCAAGGGCCAUUUUCUUCGGUUUCCCACCUAGGAGGGCGAAGAAGUGGCGGAUUGCUUUGAGCUCUAAUUGAAGACGAGCCAUCGGAAGACCAUGGUCUUGUUCAAGACUCGAACAAUAGCAAUACAACUUUCUCCUCGGCCAUCAACAUGAUGCUGCUGCUGCCUUCUAGUACAUCUUCACCGAGUACAUCGCCACCAUCAAGAAUUAUGCCUAAUGAUCAUGAACAUUAUGUCGCAGACAAGGCAUCUUCUUAUCCUGGUGCGUCCAAUGUCUCAAGGAUGAGUAACAGCACCGAAGAUACCAAUAACAGCCUGGAAGAUGCUUAUGCGCCUACGACGACGUCCACCUCCACAGAAAAAUUCUUUACAAGUAGAGACGAGGCCAGUACUGAUAGUGAUACUGAAGAGGAUGAGGCGUUGAUGCCAGAACCUCUGCGAUCUUUGCGCGAUGCAACCUCCUUAAGGCGAAUCAAAAUAACAUUUAUUUAAGUGUAGUCCUGCUUGAUAUCUUGGAACUUUUGGGUUUGGGUGCAGCACCUUGUGGUGUUGCACUUUCUUCCUUGUUCAACAACAUUUUGUUUUCGAGGAAAAUUUCCAGCAGCAUUCAUGUUCUAGUUAGAGUUCUAAUUGCCCCUAGCAGCCCAAUGGAGAACAGAGCUCUGCAGGAAUGCCAUGUGCAGGAGCAGCCCUCAACUACAAAAGCACCCAGUAAUGAGGAAGACGAACCUGAGAAAAACGAAGAGGAUCAAACUUUAGGAAGAUGGAGCGGGUAAAGAAGCACUCAUAACAGAAAUUAACGACUGAUUUUAUAUAUUUUGUAUUUUUACUACUACAAAAGCACCAGAGGAAUUUGACAUUGGGUCUCUUCCUUUCUUUCUCCCCCACACUACCUCUACCAUGUUAUGUUAAGAUAUGUUAAUGUUACGAAUACGAUGUUGCGUUAAGAUAUGAGCUCCUGGAUGCUAUCUCAAGCCUCUUCUAAAUCUCGUUUUUCAUCGCUACGUACGCGACGAGACGUAUUUUGAUGUGAUGGUGAAUCUGGACAGCGAUCUGUUAGUCGGGAAAGAGUAUUUCGUUGACCUUGCAAGGCAGUUCUACCGUCAAUUAAGGCUGAUCCACAGAGGAGUCCUCGUGCUCCGGCUAAUUUUGGAUGCCAGCAUAGAUCGCUGGUUUGUUUCUUGUAAGAUGAUGGAUGUUUCUUUAGGUGCUAUCAAGAUGAAGUAAAGAGACCAGCACCAGGAAAGGAUGGACGAGACGGUGAGACAUCACUAUAGAUAUGUCGGAUAAAAUGAAUCCUCUAACGCGCAAAGAGCUCUUUCCUGAAACCUUCGCGGCAGAGAGGAAAAAGGACGAAGAAUGGCGAGCACAAAUGCACAUGGAGGCAUUGCAAGUUAUGAUUUCUCUACUCGAGUGGUAGUAUUUAUUAAGUAAGCAAAAUAUUUUUAUCUCAACAUCCGUAAACAGAUCAUGAAUUGACAUUUCCAUCCUGUGCCAUCAGUUGUAGUAAAAACACAACUUCAAUCUGCAAUGAGAGUCUUGUGUUAUGAAGAUCUUCAUCAACUUCAACAUCUCCUCCUCUAUGAAGAUAUUCCCAAGAAAUUCGUCUGAAAUUUCAUUACAAGGAAUUCGAUAAAUAGAAGUACUUUUGAAUGACGUGCGUGUUGAUCUAAAGCAGAGAGAGCGAAGGAAGAGCGGAUCGUUGCUGAAAUCGCCGCAGCUCAACAGGCGCUCGAGAAGCAGCAGAAACGGCAAGAAGAAAAUGCAAGAUUGGUUCGGAAAACGCAGCAAGAAAAGAUCAAGCAGGCACGGGCGAGGCUGCGGGAAGAGCAAAGUGCGAGUGAGCGCAGCCCUGUAGUGUCUGGGGGACUACUUCCAGGAGGUUUCGUGGUGGGUUCAAAAGACGGCGUAAAAAAAGACGGGGUAAAAACUACACCUACAGCUGAAGAAAGAAAGCCUCCCUCAACAGAAAAACAACGCGCAGCACGAGCACCGAAUGGUCGACGACAACUUGCGGCCCUAGAAGAUGAAGCAGUCGAGCAUCAAAGCCGGGACGACAUGCUACAUCACGGCACUUCUCCUGUUAGGGAUUGCGAAGAUUGUGAGCGUCAGUCAAUUUUUCUUGAAAAGCUUUGUUUAUAUAUCUGCCAAAAAUCUUUCCGAAGUAUUGAAGCAGAAAAGUCCAAAUUAGUAUUAAGGAUACGCAGAAAAACGGACGAUGACUCCCUCCCUGUUUGGAUAAUGAACAUUUUGGUACUAGUAGAAUAGAAUGCUUUAACUUUUUCCCCGCAGACUCGGCUGAUCUAGAGAGCACCGUGGCCCAGGAGCACGAUCAGGGUGAGCAUGAGCAUGAGCUGAGAUGGAAGAAUAAUGAAACAGAGAACAGAUGGAAGUAUAGGGAAAUGCUGCGCGCGGUGAACGCUGCCCACGUCUACAACGGGACUAUCUUCAGUUAUGCACCAGGAGGAACAUUGUGGAUAAUCCAAUUUGUUAGUGAUUCAUGUAGUUUUGUCUACUGAAAACGAAUAUCAUAAUUUUUGCUUAUAUAUUUCGGGAAUGACGUUCUUGACGACGAUACAAUAAGCCCUUUUUUCGGGAAUAACUUGAGGUUGCAUCUUCUGCUGUCGACGUUGUCUCGCUCCUGUCAAGGUUCCUGCUAACAAGACGUCUCAGACAACUGAAAAUUGACUGGGUAGAAUCAAUAUCGUCAACAUUACUUGUCUAAUGUACCACAUAUGUAUCCUCGACCCAUGGAAUUUUUGGUGGCGCUAGCUACGCGUUCGACAUCAGAGCUUAUGAGUUGUGCAUUCGCGCAAGUCUCAACUUGAAGUAUUCUACUUAGCACUUUGAUAAUGAUAAUAUUGUCUAGAAGGAAGCUUUGUCUUUGUGGCUUUGUCUUUGUGGCACUAGGUCUAGGAGGAAGUAGCAGGAGUCGAUGAAACAUGUUUAUCAUGUAUUUAAUACUAGGGGGGGUCCUGGUUUCUAUUGUUUUUUGACAAAUAUCUUCUGUGACGCUGUUCUUAUUCUUUCUUGUUUUUCCUGCAUGAUCAUCAAAUUGAUACAACACGACAGAUUCUUGAAGAAUUGGGUCACUCGUUUGGAUUACCUACAUGAAAGAUGGGUAAAAAAGCGACUCGCCAUGAAACGGCGGGUGCCCUUACGACUGCGAACUCGAACUCCGCCAGGCUCCAAGCCAACCCUCCCUUGGGACAGCGCCAUGAUGGAGCGCUGUGACGAGGCCCGUGUUCAUCUUCACGGUGCAAGAAACUUACGGGUGGGCUAAGGUCACAUAAGUACAAUUUCCCAAUAUCAAAUAACUUUGUUUCCUAGAACAAACUUAGUGUUACUAUCGUAAUCGAUGCAACGAUUCGUAUCAUCUUCAUCCUUCCGCAGCUCUGGAGCGCAUGCUUCGUGGGCUUACCACGUUUACAGCAAGGAUAGCUUACAUCCGGAAAAUGAGGAGCGACCAGUCGAUUUUCAGGGUGCAGAUUGGUUUAACAUCGCUCUUAGCGUAGAGCCGGUGGAGCAAAUUCAGUAGACUAACACCUGAUGACAUCGUUAGAAAUAUGCUUCACCAGUGGAGUCAGCGUAGGUAUAGGUAAUACUUUUGCAGAGUAAGUACAUCUAAUCGUGGUCUCGUCGACGUUUGGGAGUUUUCGGUUACAUCUCGUUUAUCAUAGCCACAGGGGUCGAACGGGACGGAAAUAUUCAGACUGAUUACAGCUUAAUAUGCACAUCAAUGGAUAUAUUUUGCAAAGUCAACAUGUAUACACUGCUGUUCAUUGCAAGAACACAAAUUUGGGCACUUAUGGCACUCUACUAGAACUUUUACAAGAACGAGCGACUAGAAGCUCCAAUUUUUCAGACACAGUGAAUUGCAUCACCGGAUUCCAACAUUCAAACUCGAAGAGACAAUUACGUGACUCCACCAUUGAUUUUGACAUUUCGUUUCAUUAAUACAACUACUACCAGUACCAGUUUCGACAAAGCAUUCGGACUGGCAGGAGGUAUGAAAAGUUCUAUCGCACUUGUCUUUGUCCACAACUCAUAAUGACAGCACCACAGCCCAAGUAAGUAUAUAGAACGAGCUCGACGCAUGCGGAUGCGCGCAUAGAGAGGCGAGAUGGCUUGCAUAGGAAGUAGGAGGAGAAUGGUUAUUUGGUGACUAUCUGAU